AUGGUGGUGGCAGACCUGUUUCAAGCUAACACACAAGACUGGGACUUGAAUGCAAUUGAAAGGGAACUACCAGAACUGGUGGACACGAUCUUAAGUAUCAAGCCGAGCAAACAAGGGGCCCCAGAUAAGCUAUUCUGGAUUCACACAAAGGAUGGAGUCUACACAACAAAGUCUGGGUAUAUUGCAGCAGUGGAGAUUCAAAAUGAGAAAAAAGCAAGACACCAGCGAGAUCAAGGGACAAACUGGAAUAAGGGAGUAUGGAACUUGAAAACUGCUCCUAAGGUUCAACUACUGAUCUGGAAGGCACUCAAAGGGGCUUUACCAGUGGGAGAACAAAUGCAAAUCAGACAGCUACGUUUUGAUCCGCACUGUAAGCGCUGUGGAAAUCUUGAAUCUAUUAAUCAUCUCAUUUUUCAAUGUGACUUUGCGAUGAAAGUAUGGAAGGCUGCGCCCUUUGCACAAGAUAUUGAUAGGAGAGGAUUAUUAGAUUUGGAAAAUGAUUGGAUGAGAAUCAUUGCGAUCCCAUGUUUGCUCCCAGUUGGUAUCACAACGGCUUCUUUGGCCCCAUGGAUUGUCUGGGCACUAUGGACUGCAAGAAACAACUUGAUCUUCAAUGAUAAAGGGUCCACCACAGAGCAGGUCCUAACAAAGGCAAUCGUUGCAGCAAAGGAAUGGCAAAACGCUCAGACUAGAGAAGUUCAGAAUCACCAGCCUAAAAGACAGACGGAACCUCCCCCAUGCUACGGGGUAGUAGUGCAGACAGACGCGGCUUGGAUAGACAGCUCCAGAAUGGCGGGAUUAGGAUGGAUUAUUAAGAAAGCAGAUUGCACCCAGAGCUUCCACAACAUCAGCUCCUUCGUCGCCUCUCCUCUGAUGGCUGAAGGACUCGCAAUGAGGUAUGCUAUAAGAAAGUGUAAAGAGCUGGGGAUCCGGCGCUUCCGAUGCGAAUCGGACUCUACUCAACUGAUUAAAGCCCUCAACUCAAAGAUGGAACCUCCAGAGCUCUAUGGAAUUAUUGCGGACAUCCGCUUAGAUUGUACUACCUUUGACUCUGUUUCCUUUAUUUGGAUACCUCGGCUGAGGAAUGUUGAUGCUGAUCGAUUAGCGAAACAGGCAUUGAACCGUGUAGCAGUUUCUACUGCAUAA
Molecule: messenger RNA, 1146 nt
Organism: Brassica rapa (field mustard)
Lineage: Eukaryota; Viridiplantae; Streptophyta; Magnoliopsida; Brassicales; Brassicaceae
Molecular function (GO): RNA-DNA hybrid ribonuclease activity; nucleic acid binding
Source: RefSeq, a predicted model, not a curated record